UGUCGAUUUACAGGUAAGCAAGUUCUGAGGAGUGUUCAUGUAAUAGUGGAUUUUGCACGAGGAAAAGAGAAACCACUUAUAAUUAUUUGGUCGAAAAGUGCCUUGAAGAGCUUGUAACAAUGCUAUUAGAGUUUGUUAAUACCCCCGAUAGAGGAGAAACAGAGGGAAGCCCUCCUCACAAAACUCAAGACUUAUCUGACAAUUUUGUAAAAUAAGAUCGUUAAGGGUCAUUUUUUAAUGAGAGGAAUGGAGCAAGAGAAAUAUCUUAAGCCACAUUUCUCGAAAGUCCUAAACCCCUUGAUUAACUUCUUAUUCAAUAACUCAGAGUUUUACAAUAUUCCAAGUGAGAUAAAAGAGGAUAAAAGUGGUCCUUUUAAGUUUCCAGAAUAUAUUCUUAAUCCAUCUGAAGCAAAAUCUAAGCUGCCGAAUAGUAUUCAAGAUCAUCUUGGAGACAAUAAAACUGCGAGAAAAUUAAAAGAAGCAAUUAAAUCUGCUAAAAAGUCCAAACGAAGACAAAAUCGUAGCAAUGAAUACAACACUCGCCGCAACAUAUCUCAAAAUACAGCCAUGUCCAAAAACCGAAGUAUCACAAAUGAGGACUACGACCUAAUCUACUCCUCUGCAUUCGAGCCUCGAUUUUCCUCGAUCUGCAAAGACUCCGAUACCAAUUUCCCCUCCAGAUACAAGCCUACCAGACCCGUACGGCCCAAAACUAACAAAAGCUUUAACCCAGCGAACAGCAGCCACAACUUCCUUCACAAUUCUGCCAAGAAGCGGAUUAUCCUAAAGAAAGACUCAGCCAAAUUUUACCGCACAAAAGGAUCAAUUUACCAAACACCUAAUCUGAGGGAGUCAGAUGAGUUUUCACUUGAAAAGACCUCUGAGUUUAUAUCCACCCUUUCACGCCCCUUCAUUGGGGAAAGAGAGAAGUCGGCCAAUUGAGUUAAUAGGAGGAAUAAGGACGGCCUUUAUAAGGAGAGGGAUAAAGGAAGAAUGAAGGGGUCAUUAGUGAAUAAAAAAAGGAAUAUACGAACGGCCAGACCUGCCUCGAAAGCUAAGUUUAGGAAUAAUAAAGGGCAUAUUGACCAAUUUGAUAUGGAUACGUUUUGUAUUGCAGAGAGUGAUUAUCCGAACUAAUGAAAAAUUUCAAGUUUCAACAC
Molecule: messenger RNA, 1160 nt
Organism: Moneuplotes crassus
Lineage: Eukaryota; Ciliophora; Spirotrichea; Euplotida; Euplotidae
Source: the annotation of a GenBank genome assembly